UCAACCGCCCGCAAAUCAUGACUACAAUUCGAAACAUUGCCGUUGUGGGAGGCUCGGGGACUCUGGGGAAGCCCCUUCUCCAGGCAUUGAUCAACUCCAAGGCCUUCAACGUGACGGUCCUGUCACGGAAGUCGUCUACCGCGACCUUCCCUGACGCCGUCAAUGUCGUCCAUGUUGACUACGCUUCCCUGCCCGACCUCACGAAUGCUCUGAAAGGCCAGGAUGCUGUCGUCUCCGUCUUGCCAACGGGCGCCAUUGACACGCAAAUCCCUCUGAUCGAGGCCUCCAUUGCUGCCGGCGUCAAGCGGUUCAUUCCUUCCGACUUUGGCGGCGACAUUGGCAACCCCAAGGCCGCAACCCUGCCCGUCUACCAGCCCAACAUCGCAGUGCACAGGGCCCUGGAAGCGCAGACGCAGGCACACCCAGAAUUCACGUAUACCACCAUCCGCAACGGUGUGCUCCUCGAUUGGAGCAUGGCGCACAACUUCAUCCUCGCCUUUGACUCCGAGACUCCUCCUCUGUUCGACGGGGGCGACCGUCCCUUCAGUGCCUCAAACUUGGCCAGCGUCGGCCAAGCCGUCGUCGGAGUCCUGCGCCACGCCGACGAAACGCGUAACCGCGCCGUGUACGUCCACGACCUCGUCCUCACGCAGAACAAGGUCCUUUCCAUCGCCCGGCAGCUAGCGCCCGAAAGGAAGUGGAACCCGAUCGUUGUAAGCACAACGGACCUGGAGACUCAGUCGCGAGAGAAUUACGCAAAGGGCGUCAUUACCAUGCACUCUUCGAUGGGAUUCCUUAUGCGCGCUGUUUUUGGUGACGGCUACGGUGGCGAAUUUCAGCGUGUUGAUAACGACUUGAUUGGCACUGGGUUCAAGUCUGAUGCCGACCUUGAGGCGUUGGUAAAGGCUGCUUUGGACCACACCCUUGUUCUAGGCUCUUAGACUUGGUCACUUUGAAGCAGGUUGUGUAAAUUGCCGGACCGAAGUGCUAUGAGGUUCUACGAAGGAGCUAGUAUUGGGUAUCCGAACAGCAAAGCCAACCCUAUGAAGUAGAAAGAGAACAAUAAACCACAACACGAUAAUUAUUUUGAAACGUAAACUUGUAGAGAGUCUCGCAUCACACUUGUCUUACUCCCUUUAUUACUCUUCCUAGAGAUUAUCUCAUUUUAUAGUGGUAUAGCACGUACGAUCCAUUUUCGCUGUUCGCUUACCCAAUACUAGCUCCUUCAUAGAGGGCUGGAAGAAUGACGAAGUAUCGGAUUAACAGGAGAAUUUCCUAAUUAUACGGUUUUUCUUAAUCUAAUGGCUAAAAUACAAGCAUUAUUUACCGUAGUUAGAGGUGUAUACUAAAUAACGUCC
Molecule: messenger RNA, 1358 nt
Organism: Aplosporella prunicola CBS 121167
Lineage: Eukaryota; Fungi; Ascomycota; Dothideomycetes; Botryosphaeriales; Aplosporellaceae
Exons: 2
Coding region: 18-941 (307 amino acids)
Molecular function (GO): oxidoreductase activity
Source: RefSeq, a predicted model, not a curated record